AUGAUUAUUAGUGGUAUGUUAAGAGCUCAACAAAACAAGAGUAAUCAAUUUGCUUCCUUUUCUGACAGAUCAACUCAACUCAGACAUCUCCGAGUCGUCAUGGGUUUUUAUGAGUUUGCUGGAGGUUUGGCUGUAUAUGCCAAGAACUUUCCAUAUUUGGAGGAGUUGCACAUGCACUUCAACUUAAUUACUCAAGAGGAUAUAGACAGUGUUGGUCGUUCUUGCUCUCUACUUAAGUCAUUUUUAUUGAAUGCCUAUGCAUGUGAUAGACCUAAAAAUUUACAUCCAGAUGAUGGUCAAGCUCUAGCUAUUGCCAGAAGUAUGCCUGAGUUACGGCACCUUGGAUUUCUUUUGAAUACCUUGACAAAUGUAGGACUUCAAGCCAUUCUUGAUGGCUGUCCACACCUUGUAUCGCUUGACUUGCACUACUAUAAUAUUGAUCUUGAAGGGGAUAUAGGAAGAAGAUGCAGACAACAGAUUGUAGAUCUAAGGCAACCUCAUGCUUCCACUCAUGAUUAUGAAUUUGAUUAUGAAGUUUGGUUGUACUUCAAUUACUGGUCUUCUGAUAACUACGAUAGUGCAGAUGAUAGUGAAGAUGAAAACUGGUAA
Molecule: messenger RNA, 609 nt
Organism: Solanum stenotomum
Lineage: Eukaryota; Viridiplantae; Streptophyta; Magnoliopsida; Solanales; Solanaceae
Product: putative F-box/LRR-repeat protein 23
Exons: 2
Coding region: 1-609 (202 amino acids)
Source: RefSeq, a predicted model, not a curated record